AUGGCGAGCGAGGUACGCUCUGGAGUUCUACAUGUUCAAAAAGUUAGUGGCCUCGUCAAAAAAUUCCAAAAGCGAUAUGUUGCAUUGUUUAAAAGAUCCCCACACGGUGUCUCUAGACUAGAAGUAUACGAUUCAAAAGACCAGUAUGAGAAACGGAACAAAGGCCCGAAGAAACAUAUUAUUAGUCUCGAGUCCUGCGCUACGAUCACACGUAAGCCAGUCUAUGAAGGAAAAAAAGUUGAUUUCUAUAUCACGCUGACAUUUGAUGACAGCAAAGAGCAACUUUUUCAAACCGAUUCUGAAGAUGAUAUGGAAUUAUGGUACGCUUCAAUGAGUAGCGUUAUCUUCGGGGGAGCCGGUCUCACAGAUAACGUUAUUUACCAACAGUAUGAAGAGGACGGAUAUGAUGUUGUCAUCAAACAAAACGAUGUUGUCAACAAAUUAAAACUAAGUGGGAUGUAUUCUCUUGUCGUCUCAGCGGAAGAUGUUGAAUUACGUGAUAAAGGAACGAAGCAAGUCAUUACCAGGUGGCCGCUACAAUUAUUACGAAAAUAUGGGCGCGACAAGCAAGAAUUUUCUCUCGAAGCAGGCCGGCGUUGUCCUACAGGACCGGGAAUGUUUUACUUCAUUACUGAUCAUUACAACGCGAUUUUUCAAGAUGUUGAUAAUAAAGUUCGUAAUCUUGCAGAAAGAGGCCGUGCUCACAGCACAUCAAGCACGAAAGCAGGUGUUUCCCCAACUUUUAAACCUCCUGAUAGCCCAUUGAUUCAAACCUCUGUUCCGCCAUCUCCGUUUAGAGACGGCGAAAGCGAAUACGAUAACCCACUAGACAUGAGAAAAAGCGCAGCAAGUAUUGAAGAGUCUAUCUACAACGAACCAGUAAACUCAAAACCCUCAAAGAAGGGACAGAAAGGCAAACCAGAAAAUCCUACUGCAAAAGGCAAAGGGGGGAAACUUGGACCUCAAAAACCAGACCGAUCGAAUCCCAAAAAGAAAGACAAAAAAGGUAUGAAAGGUCAAAGUUUACCGGCCCCACCCCCACCGCCCCAAGUAGAAGAAGCAAUGUAUGCAGAGGCUACAAAUCUUUCCGGUGACUCAGAUGCGCAAGCUUAUGGCCGUCUCGAUUUCGAAGGAACGGGAAUUGCGAAGCGUUUUUCAAACACAAGUAGCGACAACCAAUACGAUUCUCUCGAUUCAAAGUGGAAUGAAGAAGAUACUACUUAUGCUACAGCUGGAUCGAUUAAUCAACGGUUGUCAGGUCUUUCAACUGAGGAGGAAGGCCUCUAUGAUAAAGUACAAAGGAAAUGA
Molecule: messenger RNA, 1308 nt
Organism: Styela clava
Lineage: Eukaryota; Metazoa; Chordata; Ascidiacea; Stolidobranchia; Styelidae
Source: RefSeq, a predicted model, not a curated record